CAGGCCUGUGUCUCUUUACAGCAGUUGUGUGCCGGAAAUAUGGCUACGGACUGGCUUGGGAGCAUUGUGUCAAUUAAUUGUGGAGAAAGCUUGGGAGUCUACCAAGGACGAGUGUCUGCUGUGGAUCAGGUCAGCCAGACCAUUUCCUUGACACGGCCCUUCCAUAAUGGGGUCAAGUGCCUCGUGCCAGAAGUCACCUUCAGGGCAGGUGACAUUACUGAGCUGAAAAUUCUGGAGAUCCCAGGUCCAGGGGACAGCAGACAAUGUGGGGAUCUGCAGCAGACAGAAAUGGGCGUCCCUGGUGUUGGGUGCCAAGUAGGUCCCAGUCAGAAUGGCACUGGGAAAGUGUUGAAGAAGCCCAUCUCCAGCAGUGCCCCACAGAAUAUCCCACGGAGAACGGACUUGAAGAAUCAGGAUAUUAUCAUCUCUCCACAGCAGCAGUGCUCCAAGAGCUACAUGGAUCGACAUGUGGAAACAUUGACUCAAUCCAAAGGCUUCCGUCGUAGACACAAUUCCUGGUCAUCCAGUAGCCGUCAUCCGAACCAAGUGACUCCAAAGAAGAGUGGCCUGAAAAACGGGCAGAUGAAGAGCAAAGAUGAUGAGUGCUUUGGGGACGACAUUGAUGAAAUCCCAGACACAGAUUUUGAUUUUGAAGGGAACCUGGCCCUUUUUGACAAAGCAGCUGUGUUUGAAGAGAUUGAAACUUAUGAGAGGAGGAGUGGCACUCGUUCCCGGGGGACCCCAAAUGAGAAACAGGCUCGCUAUCGGCACGACGAGAACAUCUUAGAAUCGGAGCCCAUAGUCUACAGAAGGAUUGUCGUACCCCAGAAUGCUAACAAAGAAUUCUGCACGGACUCCGGGCUGGUCGUUCCAAGCGUGUCUUACGAGCUUCACAAGAAGCUGCUCUCCGUUGCAGAGAAGCACGGGCUGACUCUGGAGCGGAGGCUGGAGAUGACGGGCGUGUGUGCGAGUCAGAUGGCCCUCAGCCUCCUUGGGGGACCCAACAGGCUGAACCCGAAGAACGUGCAUCAGCGGCCCACGGUCGCCCUGCUAUGUGGCCCCCACGUGAAGGGGGCCCAGGGGGUCAGCUGCGGACGACACCUCUCCAACCACGACGUCCACGUCAUCCUUUUCCUGCCUAACUUUGUGAAGAUGCUGGAAUCCCUCACCAACGAGCUGAACCUUUUCAGCAAGACGCAAGGCCAGCAGGUGUCCAGCGUCAGAGAUCUCCCAGAUACCCCCGUUGACCUAGUGAUCAACUGCCUGGAUUGUCAUGAAAAUGCCUUUUUGAGAGAUCAGCCUUGGUACAAAGCAGUCGUGGACUGGGCCAACCAGAACCGGGCCCCCGUCCUCAGCAUAGACCCUCCAAUAAACGAAAUGGAGCAGGGCAUUGAUGCCAAGUGGUCGCUGGCCUUGGGCCUGCCCCUGCCCCUGGGCGAGAGGGCAGGGCGCGUGUACCUCUGUGACAUUGGCAUUCCCCAGAAGGUCUUUCAGGAGGUGGGAAUAAACUACCACUCGCCCUUCGGCUGCAAAUUUGUCAUCCCCCUCCACUCCACUUAGAGCUCAUCCAGCCACACGGCUCUGCAGGGAGAGAAGAGAAAAGGAGGAGGUCUGUCAAAUAAGCUGUCCAGUGGAUCCUGACUAGUAAACUCGUGACGCCUUAAGGAUGUGAAGUUCUGGAGUUUUGUUUGCAGAAGAAACACUCUGUAUUAAAAAAAAAAAAAGAGAAAAUAAUCAAAGUGAAACAAAAAAAGAAGGAAGUGAAUGUUCCUGCAAAGCUGUUUUCAUUCUCUAGUGCCAUUGUAUGAAGGAACACGCAGGAAGGUGGUGCCUGUCCCCAGCGGAGGCAGCUGCUCUUGUCCAGGCCCGGCCAGACGGCUGUUUAGUGAGGGGGUGUACAUGGAGGUGCUACAAGUGACCGAUGGUUUGGAGAUGUUUCUCAGUCCCUGUGGGUGGAUAGGCCCAGCAAGGGGCGUCCAGGUGGGAACAGCACCCCCUGAUUGUGUAGAAAUACCUUCUGUUGCAGUUGUACCAGGAGGGAGGAUUUGGUUUCGUUCUGUUGUUCUUUUUGACUCCCCUCUCCCCCAUUUUAUAUUCCUGAAGGCAGUUGUAGCUCACUCUCCCCCCUGGACCCUGCAGCCCCUCAAGAGGAGCGUUCCCUCUUCGGAAAGCUUGUGUCUGAGCCAGAAGUGCUCAGGUUGCACAGGCUCUGGGAGCACAGAUGUCCUCAGCUAGGCCUUACUUGCUUAUAUGCUCUGUUGGCUUUUUGUUUGU
This is a messenger RNA of Eurypyga helias (sunbittern), 2274 nucleotides long. RefSeq names its product enhancer of mRNA decapping 3 (gene EDC3). The transcript has 6 exons. Bases 40 to 1560 code for a protein of 506 amino acids. The record is from RefSeq and is a predicted model, not a curated record. NCBI's taxonomy places the organism in Eukaryota, Metazoa, Chordata, Aves, Eurypygiformes, Eurypygidae. Gene Ontology annotation, cellular component: P-body. Gene Ontology annotation, biological process: deadenylation-independent decapping of nuclear-transcribed mRNA; P-body assembly. Gene Ontology annotation, molecular function: mRNA binding.